Messenger RNA from Amoebophrya sp. A25, 512 nucleotides. Lineage: Eukaryota; Dinophyceae; Syndiniales; Amoebophryaceae. The record is from the annotation of a GenBank genome assembly.
UAAUGCUUCUAUGUUAUAUGAACAACGAGGCAGAGCGAUCCGGGUGUGACUGGUGUCGCAUUCGAAUGAAACGGUUUGCACUCGCGUCUCCACCAAAUGUGUUCCUGAGGCAUUUCAUUUCUGUAAGAGGUGUAUCUGUCUGUAGCACGCAGAGAGUAUCUACUUCUGUAGAGUGUGAAAAUGAGCAGGCCAUCUUUAUUCUGUACCAUUGAUAGGAGAGGAUUUGAGAGUACAAGUCUGUGAAGGCCUCCCAGUAGAGAGAGAGAGGAUGUUUGUGCGGUAGUCGAAGUUUUCGACUUUUAUGAUAACUAUGAAAGUGAGAUUCUUGAUCCUCGAAGCUAGGUAGUUGAAAUCAAGAUCCACUUGUACUACAUUUGGUUAUCAUCUGUGACCUGUCUGCUGAACAUCACCAUCCACUAUUUCUCUUCUUUGCCCCGCCCCCUUCCUUGCGCCCAAUUCUAUUACCUCUUGUUUCAUCUUGCUUUUUCUACUACUUGGUUCCUUCUUGUUCU